This is a messenger RNA of Pyrus x bretschneideri (Chinese white pear), 520 nucleotides long. RefSeq lists its product as uncharacterized. The record is from RefSeq and is a predicted model, not a curated record. Bases 86 to 490 code for a protein of 134 amino acids. Lineage: Eukaryota; Viridiplantae; Streptophyta; Magnoliopsida; Rosales; Rosaceae. The transcript has 3 exons.
CACUGGUUAUAUAUAGGUCCCGUCCGAUAAGUUCAUAAAUACACAUACAGAAAGAGAGCUAGAGUGAGGCAGAAAGAAGCAACCUAUGGCUCCGUUCCCCUCUCCAAGCGAACGCACAGCUGCUUUGGCCCUGCAUCUCCUCGCCACCAGGGAUGUCUCAAAGGAUGAGAUUCAAGCUCAUUCGAUGAAUGUCGAGUGGUCCAGCAGGCGAAGUCGAAGCAAACGACUGCGGGUGAGGUGUUUGGUUAUGGACAAGAAAGCCGAAGCCAUCCUGAAUCUCUUGUCACGCGACGGCUGUCUCCCUGAAGUCAAGAUACGUGAGGAUCUCGGUGACAAUCCCGACACCAGCAAAGCACUGAGAAAGUUGCUGAGCCAUGGGAAGGUCAAAAGAGUAGGGGCAGGAGGGCGUCACCAGCCAUAUGUUUACACGGUAUAUGUAUUUAUAUUAAAGUUGGUUAUUUAUUGUGUAUUUUUACUCACAAUCCUUUAAUAUUGUAAAAUGAGUUUAUAUUUUUAAGUU